Molecule: messenger RNA, 747 nt
Organism: Macrosteles quadrilineatus (aster leafhopper)
Lineage: Eukaryota; Metazoa; Arthropoda; Insecta; Hemiptera; Cicadellidae
Exons: 1
Coding region: 1-747 (248 amino acids)
Molecular function (GO): nucleic acid binding
Source: RefSeq, a predicted model, not a curated record
AUGCUUGGCAUAAAUCACAUAAAAACUACAGCUUACCAUCCUGCUGCAAAUGGAGCUAUUGAAAGGUGGCAUCACUCCUUAAAAUCGGCUCUCAAAGCACAACUGACAGCAGACUGGGUUUCCAAACUUCCAUCAGUUCUGCUUGGACUUCAUUCAAACAUAAUACCAGAAAUAGGAGUUUCACCUGCACAGCUCGUCUACGGAGAACCAAUCACCCUCCCUGUUGAUUUCUUUGAAGACUCCAAGCUGCCGAAUGACAUCCCUAAACUACUUGCUCGACUUCAAGACCAUGUCAAAUCAAUUCGUCCUGUACCAUUUCGCCAUCAUCACAAACGAUCUAUUUUCAUCCAUCCUGAUCUCAUGACCUCAUCUCAUGUCUUUAUUCGUCAUGACGCAAUAAGAAAGCCUCUUCAACCAACAUACGAAGGGUCUUUCAAAGUUGUUUCAAGAGGUGACAAGUAUUUUAACAUAUUAUUGCCACGGGGUGAAGAUACCGUUUCUAUUGAUCGGCUGAAACCUGCAUUUAUUCUUCAAAAUCAUCUUCAACCUACACAGUCUCAGAUGGAUAAAACAAUGGAGUCAGAUAAUGAACUGGUGAAACAACCUGAAACAGACUCACCACCAACGAGACCUAGAAACAUCAAGACUCAACAGCCUUCAGCCCAACCUGGACCUUCUGGACUUGUCCCUGAACGAAAAACCCGCUCGGGACGUGUUGUGAGGUUCUCUUCCAAAUACCUCACAUGA